This is a messenger RNA of Corticium candelabrum, 2396 nucleotides long. RefSeq names its product cell adhesion molecule DSCAM-like. NCBI's taxonomy places the organism in Eukaryota, Metazoa, Porifera, Homoscleromorpha, Homosclerophorida, Plakinidae. Gene Ontology annotation, biological process: ephrin receptor signaling pathway; protein phosphorylation; axon guidance. Gene Ontology annotation, cellular component: plasma membrane; dendrite. Bases 674 to 2095 code for a protein of 473 amino acids. The record is from RefSeq and is a predicted model, not a curated record. The transcript has 7 exons. Gene Ontology annotation, molecular function: protein binding; transmembrane-ephrin receptor activity.
CUGUUCUUAUGAAGCUUCAAGCCAGCCAGUACCACAGGUAACCAAGUGGAAAAUCACUGAUAAUAAUGGAAAUGUUAAGAUAGCAAUGGAGACCAGUUCAGUUGGGGUAACAAGUACUUACAGCAUUUCAUCAACUGAUCCAUCUGAUGCAGGAAAAUAUGAAUGUUUUGGGGAUAAUGAGUUUGAUACUGCCACUUCGUCACCAGCAACAUUGACAGUUCAAUGUAAGUAUGCACUGACUUGUUUGGAUAGUUUUGAAUUAUAAUUUUGUCUUUUCAGACUUUGGUGAUAUCACUUUGACUGUCAAACCAAGCACAACUGUUCAUGACAAGACUCAAAUAACAAUAGAAUGUACUGUAGAUGCAUUACCAGCAGCUGAGAUUCAACUAAGUCGUAAUGAUGGAAUAUUCUUGUCGUCUUCUAAUGCAACAUUGAAUAGAGAACUUGGAGGUACUAAGGAGUUUAAGUCAAAUCGUGUAAGUUACACAGUUGAUGCCAACAAGGAUUGGAUGGGAAACGUACAAUGUUAUGGAAAGAACAUUGUUAACAGUGGAGAGAAGUCAACAGAUUUUAUAGUACAAAGUCUGUGUGUAGCCUAUUAGUUAUUUAGUGUUUGUAAAGUGACACUAAUUGUUUUGCAGCACGUCCAUCCUCUCCAACACAGUGUGUAAAUAUGACAACAAUGGUUUCAACCAAGUCUGUGACGUAUUAUUUUAUGUUGGGACAUGAUGGAGAUUCAGCCAUUACAAAAGUGAUGAUAGAAUGUUACAAAGGAAAUGACAAAACUGUAGUUAAGACAAGCACUUCAACUAUCUUUGAGCAUCCCAACUGUACUGCAGCUGAAUUGACUGGUCUUACUCCUGGAACAGCAUACACCUGUCAGCUGUUUGCAGAAAAUGCUGUUGGUCGUAGCGAUGGCAGCGAUUCAUUUGAAAUUAAAACUGAUGCAUCAGUACCUGCCACACCUGUUCUGGAUCCCCAACCUGUUCAAGUUACUGAAACUAGACUAAUGGUUAGAUGGACUGUCGACUAUAAUGGUGGAGAGUCAAUCACUAAGUAUACAGUGAGAUGGAGACUUGCAUCUAGUACUAGUGAUAGUGAUUGGUUGUCACAUCCUUUGACAACUGGUUUGUCACAAGAAGGUGGUGAGCAUACAUUGGAUGGUCUUCAGAGAAAUGCACAAUAUCUUGUGGAAAUUAUUGCAAUAAACAAAAAAGGAUCAAGCAGAGGUGGUAGAAACAUGUACACAACGCUAUGCUUUCCUGGUCAGAUUACUGAGGUUGAAAAAAUAGAAUUAAAUAGAGAAGUUGACAAUCCAUCCACAACUGUCAAGCUCUCAGUCACUGUUCCGGAUGACAAAGGUUGUGGUGAAAUUACUAAUUACAUUGUCACAGAUGUUGCUACUGGGGAAGAACUAACAUCAGAAAUCGUUGCGAGGGGUGAUGAUAAAGUGACUCUUGAAGUGUCAGGGUUGGAAGCUGAUAAAGAAUACCAACUGCAGGUGUCUGUCAGUAAUUCAAAUGGUGAUAAAAGUCCAGCAUCAGCUGCAGUUACUAUCGAAACUGAACCGUUUGUGGAGUCUACAAAUGCACCAGUUGUGAAUGACGAUGGCGGUGGUUUGGGAACAACGGAAAUUAUCAUCAUUGCUGUUGUUGUCAGUGUUGUGUUGCUACUUGUUGUGAUUGUGAUCAUUGUAUGCCUGAUUAAAAAGAACAGGAGUGGAGACCAAAAGUAUGAUGUCAAAUCCAAAUCAAAGAGUGAACCAAGUCCUUAUGAAGAACGUGAUCUGAAUAAUCCGAAAAGUGAGAAGACAGCAUCGUCUCCUCUCAAGAACGUUUCAAAAAGUGACAGAGUUGUCUACACAGAGGUGGAUGUGCAAGACAUUGACCCAUCGACCUCUAAAUCUGCUUCAUAUCAAAGAGAAAAAGUGGAAUAUGCUGCCAUUGAUCGCGAUGCCACACGCAGAAGACGUGAAGAAAGAGAUUUGGAAACGAAGCAUAAGCAAUAUGACGAACCAGGUGACGAGGAACCACCGCCAGUUCAUCAUGGUGAUGGUGAAGGCGUGGGCGGUGCUCAGCUGUCCAGUCUCGUGUGAGUAAGGGAGUCUCAAUGGAAUGUUGUUAGCUCACAUAGGUAUGAGCCAUGGCAGGUAACAGUAAAAGUGAGAUUUGGUGAACACACUGUGGAUUGUAGAACGUAUUUAGUAAACUGUUUUUGGUUUUUCGGUUUUAGCUGAGUAGGUUUUAGCAGAAAGCCACCGCAUAAUAAUCGAGUGGUUACUAUGUCACAAAUUUUAAACAUUUCAGUAGAAUGAAUGUGCUGAUCUUUUUUAGCUGUUGUGCUGUAGUAAACUGUUGCAAACUUGCUGUGCUCAUAAUUUUAUCUGUUAACUGUCA